Messenger RNA from Penicillium olsonii, 1833 nucleotides. NCBI's taxonomy places the organism in Eukaryota, Fungi, Ascomycota, Eurotiomycetes, Eurotiales, Aspergillaceae. The record is from the annotation of a GenBank genome assembly.
AUGUCUCAUGAAGCGACAGUGCGCGUUUCCACUCGUCAAGCACUUCCCAACCCGAUAUUCAAAAUGACCAUGGUCAAAGAAGGUUACUACAUUGGAAUCGAUGUCGGAACAGGCAGUGCGCGUGCCUGUCUCAUGGACCACCAUGGCGAGAUUGUGGAUGUCGCAUCGGAAAAUAUUGGACUUUGGCAACCAGAGCAGGAAUAUUACGAACAAUCAACCACGGAUAUUUGGCGGUGCAUUUGCAUAGUUGUUCGCCGAACCCUCGACAACAAAGAGAUCUCACCAUCGCUCGUACACGGAAUCGGGUUUGACGCGACUUGCUCUCUAUGUCUUUUUUCCGCAAAGACCAACCAGCCAGUCUCCGUCACCGGCCCAGAUUUCAACACCGAUCGCAAUGUGAUUCUUUGGUUGGAUCACCGCGCCACAAAGGAAACGGAGGUCAUCAAUGCCACCGGUCAUAGUGUGCUGCGCUAUGUGGGCGGCAAGAUGUCCCUUGAGAUGGAGAUUCCGAAAAUUCUGUGGUUGAAGAACAAUAUGCCAGAGGAAACCUUUUCUGAUUGCAAGUUCUUCGAUCUCGUGGAUGCUUUGACUCACAUUGCGACGGGCGGGGACACCAGAAGUUUUUCGAGCAUGGUUUGCAAACAGGGAUACGUGCCCAAGGGAGUGGAUGGAAGUUUUGACGGUUGGCAAGAAGAUUUCUUUGAACAAGUUGGGCUCGGCGAGCUUGGCAACCGCCGGUUCGAUCGUAUCGGUGGUGUGAAUGGAGAGAAUGGUCGGCACUUACACGCAGGCGAAUUCGCUGGGGGCCUAUGUGAGGAGGCAGCCGGACAGUUGGGACUCAACGCCGGAACUGCUGUCGGCAGUGGAGUGAUUGAUGCAUACGCAGGAUGGAUAGGCACAGUCGGUGCAAAAGUCGAGAUGGACACAAAGAGGCAUGUCGUCCAUGGAGAGCCAGUGCAAAAAGGCACAAAUGAUAGAAGUGAGGUGUUUUCACGUCUGGCCGUUGUUGCAGGAACAUCUUCCUGUCAUAUUGCCACGUCGCCCGACCCCGUGUUCGUGCCAGGUGUUUGGGACCCCUACCGCGAUACCAUCUUUCCGGGUUGCUGGAUGGCCGAAGGGGGACAGUCCGCCACUGGACAACUGCUUAAGCAUGUCCUCGAAACACACCCGGCGUUCCCCGAAGCGCAAACAAAAGCAAAGAGUUUUGGUGUGAAUAUUUUCGAAUUCUUGAACAUCAAGCUCCGCGAACUAGCUAUCGAGCGAAAAGUUCCCGGUGUUGCAGAUUUGGCCCGACAUUUCUUUUUCUACGGGGACUUGUUCGGGAAUCGUUCCCCACUGGCCGACUCGGCCAUGAGAGGCUCGAUUGUUGGUCUAUCGAGUGAUAUAUCGAUAGAAUCUCUUGUGAUACACUACUAUGGCACCCUGGAAUUCAUCGCCCUGCAAACAAAACAGAUCGUGGACACAAUGAAUGGAUCUGGUCACCAAAUCCGGUCGAUCUUCAUGUCCGGGUCACAAUGUCAGAAUGAGGUCCUGGUCAAUCUCAUUGCCACUGCAUGCCAUAUGCCCGUCGUUGUCCCACGCUACAUCCAUGCAGCUGUCUGCCAUGGUGCCGCAAUGUUGGGGGUUAAGGCGGCUAGCGUGGACGUCAAUGGAGGGACUGCCGACUUGUGGGACGUGAUUGAUCAAAUGAGCCAGCCUGGGGAGGUUUUCUAUCCUUCAACAGAUGAGCAUGAAAAUGCAAUUCUUGGGGCAAAGUAUGAAAUCUUCCUGGAUCAAAGCUCAACUCAACGUCGAUACCGAGAAAUUAUGGACCAAGCCAGCAAGGGAGGCUAA